Messenger RNA from Dermacentor andersoni, 1146 nucleotides. RefSeq lists its product as uncharacterized. The record is from RefSeq and is a predicted model, not a curated record. Lineage: Eukaryota; Metazoa; Arthropoda; Arachnida; Ixodida; Ixodidae.
UCUGGAAAGCUCAGGGUUGGGCGCCUACUUUCUCGUCUCCAAGAGCCAGGCCAAGGGUUGGAACUUCUUGACGACAGACGUGAGCUCUCGAAGUCGAACCACAGCAUUUCCACAAAGAUAACAAGACAAAACUACAAGAAACCAUGAGCAGGAUACCGUCCCCGCACACUCCCUUGACAGCAGAACUCCUCCUGAUUCGUCAGCAGAUCAUGAGUGGCAAUGGCAUAAACAUAAUUUACCCACUUGGACGUGAUCACGGCAUUUCGUAUCCAGGCAGCUUUCCAUCUUACGAUGGAUUCGCAGCGAGUGUCUUUGGCUACGUAGUUUAUCCAGGAACAGUAUGCGAAUUCGGACUUACAGGUAGCCGCGGCGGAUAUCUUCUUCUGAAGACUGCUGGUAGUGAAAAAGCAGUCGCCGUUGCAAGGCCGGACAAUUCAAGCGCCGUUUACUUUGGAGACGGAGGAAGCGGAUAUCGAUAUGGCCAGCAGUAUCUCUUCAGAUUUCGAGCAGCUUACGACCCCAACGUAGACAGAAGGGCCCUUAAGGCCAUAGAAGUCACCAGUGUUACCUAUACUCAGGUAAUGGACAUUAGCGAAUUGUAUGUACACGAGUACUUCGCCUCGAGUGGAUCUCACGUGUUCCUGUCUCUUCACUUUGGCGAUUUUCCUCCAGUAGAAUUUCCAACCCAAACAGGACUCGAUCCCAUUAUUGCCGGUGUGGUUACAAUGGAGGUAGGCUCCUACGCCGUAUACGAAGGAAUCUACUCGGGGUCAGAUGCAAUUGGCAUCAAUGCUCCAGGGGCAGUGCGUGACCUUGGCAAGCCACAGACGUCAGGCGUAACCGUAAGGAUCGGCGUCCGGAAAAACCUCACGAUGUAUGUAUUUCUUGCGGAUUACGGAACAGCUCCGGUGUCAGCGCCGUUUUCGGAACUUUUGAUGACUGGCCAUUACUACGUUCCACGAUUCACUCCAAAUUUCAACGUCAGACGCGUCCAAAUUGAAACAUAUUACUGACAAGCCCUUCGUGAGGCAUAGCUCUGGGCCACUUAAUCGCCAAGCAAGAAGUUUCCUUAUAAACAGCUCCUUAAACACGUAAUUACGCUUGCUGCAUAAUAAAAAUCAUAUUUCUUUUCAACAAUACAGCUAA